This is a messenger RNA of Uloborus diversus, 5190 nucleotides long. RefSeq names its product CD109 antigen-like. The record is from RefSeq and is a predicted model, not a curated record. The transcript is spliced from 33 exons. Gene Ontology annotation, cellular component: extracellular region. The coding region runs from base 224 to 5008 and encodes 1594 amino acids. NCBI's taxonomy places the organism in Eukaryota, Metazoa, Arthropoda, Arachnida, Araneae, Uloboridae. Gene Ontology annotation, molecular function: endopeptidase inhibitor activity; protein binding.
AGAUGCAUUCUAAAAGGAAUGGGCAUCUUUGCUCCCCAGACGGGAUCGCGGAUUAAAGUCACGUUGGAGAGAAUUGCAGUCGCUUGGAUUCUUUACUUGUUUUAGUUUUUCUGAGUUGUAUGGAAAUGUGAAACCUUCCGACAGCAGAUGUCCAGACAAUGACUUGUUAACGAGCGAAGCCUUUAAUAUAGAUCAAACGCAAAAUUUCGGAGAAAGUCGGAGAAUGGGGAGUUGGAGAAAGAAAUACUGCCAUCUUUUCGUCGGAGCGAGUUUGCUUUUGUGUUUGGGUAUCCAGUUGUCGACGGCAGACACGAGGAUAUUUACUGCCGACGCUUGGGAGGGCACGGUGGAGGAGAAUCUCUAUUUACAUGCCGAUGCCCGGAACGUACACGAUGACCCGAGUUACUUGGUGUUGGCCUCCAACACUGUUCGUCCUGGUCAGGUGUAUCGGGUGUGUGUUUCGGUGUUCACAACCUCUCCUCUACUAGUUCGUGCUUCGCUUCACAGGAAUGGUGAACAGGUUGUGGGAGCCUCUGAUUACGCCAAUCCUCACGAUGUUACCAUUUUGCUUAUGCAAGUUCCUUUCAACGCCAUUCCAGGCAAUUACCUACUCCGAGUCGAAGGGAAUGUCAACGGUGAGCUUGGGGGCUCCGGAUUCAGCAAUGAGACAGAGUUGUCCUUCUCGGAGCGUUUUCUCACUAUUCUUAUUCAGACGAACCAGUUAGUCUACAAUUUAGAGCAAACAAUGUACAUAAGAAUUGUGUUAUUGACCACCGAACUAAAACCUUUCACGGAGCCCAUCGAUGUGUACUUAAUAGACUCAAGAGGAUUUGUGAUGAAACGAUGGGUGUCCGUAUAUCCGUAUUUAGGCAUUGUCAACUUGGAUUUCGAGCUCCCCUACGACUAUCCCGAAGGUUGGUGGACGAUCCGAGCCGUGGCUCUCUCCCAGGAAGAAGAACGUCGGGUAUUGCUGGAAAGAUGGUUUGGCCAUCGGUUCGAUGUGAAUGUCGGAACCCCCACUUUUAUCCUCAAUUCCGACGAGUACCUCGAGGGCCAGAUCUUGGCCAAUUAUUCCAGCGUAGCCACAGUCACCGGAAACAUUACCCUCAAAACCCUUUUGAGACCUUUAGGCAGCUACAGAGAAGUUGGGCUCAAUUGGAAUGAUCGCUAUCUGGAGGAUUACGUGGAUUUGUUUCAUGGGACGUAUGAUUUCAGCAUCCCUAUGUCAGAGCUUCGAAAUUUGGCUUCACCAGUCCCUUUGGAAUUCUGCGAAAUAGAAGUCCAAGCUGAGGUGGGUGAACGUUUUUACGAUUUUGUGGUAUCCGCCUAUGCACGAGUCAGAGUUGUGAACUCAAGCAUCGCUCUACGUUUCCUUGGAAUGACGCCUAAAACGUUUCGUCCCGGAAUGCCGUUCAAAACACAUUUAGCCAUCUCGUAUCACGACCUAGUGCCAUUACCAGAAGAGAAGUUGGAGAGUUCGAGCAUUGUUAUCACCCCUACUGUUGUGACUCGAACGGGCCGAAGAGAUCUCUUGCAACAAAUUUUGAAAUUUAAUAAAGACGGAGUCGUUGAGGUUGUUUUAGACACACCAAAAAAUGCUGAGAAACUCGUCAUUCGAGCAUUUUAUGAGGAUGAUGAAGAUCGCCAAAGUAGAGCAAGAGCGGAACUGACUGCUUUGCCUCAAUACAGCAAAAAAGAUCGUUAUUUGCAAGUUUCUACAAGCACAAGAAGAGCUAAGGCUGGAGAGUAUGCGGUAUUUCAUGUGCGGUCUAACUUCUAUCUGAAAUCAUUUCAUUAUUUGGUGAUGGCCAAGGACAUCAUUGUGCAGUCAGGAACAGAAAAUGUGCUGGGAAUGAUAAAUAGCAUCACCACAUUUUCAGUUCCCGUCGCUCCAGAAAUGGCUCCAGUUUUUCAUAUGGUGAUUUAUCACAUUACACCGGAUGGAGAAGUCCUGACAGAUAGCGUUAUUUUGCCAGUGGAUGCAAUUAAUCAGCAUAAGUUUGUUUUGGAUGUGAACUUGAAACAAGAGCGAUCUGGAAACAACAUCGAAUUGAUUCCUCGUCUCACCUCUGAGACACUGGUUGGUAUUUGGGGAUUCGAUAGCGAUCACGUGUCGACUCACGGUCGUCAACAGCUCACUCUUACAUCUAUCACGGAAGCAAUGUUUGGUUUUGAGAAGGAUCAUCUUAAGUUUCAUCGAGCUUUUUGGCGUCACAGGGAUGGUUCACCUGAAGAGAUUACAUAUUACACGACACACAACAUUGCUCGAGACACGAAAAAUUCGUUUGAGUUCUCCAAUUUGGUUGCUUUCACAAAUUUAGUAAUCAGUUCUAUGCCUACUUUCUGCAAUGCAUCUUCGAACUUAGGCUCUUGCUUAUCUGGUCAGUGUUACCCUGCACACAAGAAAUGUGAUGGUGUCAGAGAUUGUGACGACGGCACCGACGAGGGAAGCUGCUUCCAGAUCCAACUUAAUGAAGAUAAAGAUCUUUUUGAAUUUUAUUUGUAUCGAAGAAAUCGACAGGGUGCCUUUUUCGACGCAACGGCAGGAAAUUUCGCAUGGAAGAACAAAAUCAUAGGGGAGGAUCAAGAAGAAUAUGUCGCUACUGUUGCCCCAAAAGGUCCAUCCGCAUACGCUCUCAACGCUAUUGCAAUGAACAAGAAAUAUGGGCUCCAUAUUUUGCCAGAAUUUAUCAUUUUUGAUUCCACGAAGCCAUUUAUAAUUAUCGUCGAAGGCCCCGAAGAGGCAUCCAUUGGAGAGCAAAUCGGACUUCGGGUAUCCAUCAUGAACUACCAAUUUAUAGAAAUUAAGGCAGAAAUAAUUCUUGCCGCUUCCGAUGACUACCACUUUGUCCAAGUGGAGCCUCUGGGAAUAGUAUCUUCCUAUAACCCAAGAACAUCAGGCGGGGAGUUGCAGCAUCUUAUUUAUGUGAAGCCUGUAAGCCAUGCAUUUGUUCAUAUACCAAUCGUUGCUACACAAAUCGGUGACAUUGAAGUGACAAUCAUUGGGAGAACACAAGUUGCUAAAGAUGUGGCAACAGUCAACAUCAAAAUUACUCCAGAUGGAGUUCCAGUAUAUUGUCAUACCUCCAUGUUGCUUGAUAUGAGAAAUGAAGCUUACUUGAUUCGAUAUUUGGAUGUGAAUGUGACAGAAGACCCAAUUAUACCGUAUGAGGAAACAUACCGUCGCUACAUCUUUGGUUCUCCAAAAGCAAGUGUUUCACUCAUUGGUGAUGUUGUUGGAGCCCCUUUCCCUUCUGACCCAAGUUCUCCUGUUGGGUUGAGAGCCUUAAGAUUUGCUGAGCCAGUGAAGUCAGGAGAGCACAUUAUGUUUGAUUUUGCUCAUACUCUAUACACACUGAUCUAUUUACGUUUAACAAACCAGUUGCCAUCUGACACAAUGCGUGGUCUCUUGGAGUACUUAAAUAAAGCCUACGUGUAUCAAUCUGUUUUUUAUAAAAAUGGUGCGUAUACAAUGUUCAAAGGAGAACAGCCGAGCUUAUGGUUAACUGCAUACUGUGUUAGAAUUUUUCACCUGGCCCAGUAUCCUGAUUGGGAAAAUUUCCUUUAUAUUGAUCCUGAAAUGCUCUCAAAGUCAGUGGAGUUCAUUUUGAAGCAUCAGACAAGAGAAGGGUCAUUUUAUGAAGUGUCAACUUAUCCCUGGAACAGAAAACUGAAUGCUUUAAAUUCUCAUGAUUUCGAAAACAACCAUCAAAACAUAUCUUUGACAGCUCAUGUGUUGAUAACCCUCACUUCAGUGUCUGAUUUGCCUGGAGAUGUUCGAAAUGAAAUAUCUACAGCGAAAAAUCUAGCUGUCAAAUAUUUAGAAAGGCGGUUACCAAGCCUUCAAGACCCCUAUCAAGUUGCCAUAGUAACUUAUGCAAUUUUAGAUGCUGGUAGUGCAGAAGCAGAAGUGGGGUUUAACAAGCUAGAUCAAAUCAAAAGAGAAAAGGAGGGUAUGGUUUACUGGAGUCCAGAACCUAUAUCUUCAGCUGAAAUCCUCUAUCAAAACCAAAAACCUUUCGUUCUUCCACGUCUACCCAACAAAUAUGACUCAGUGGCUGUCGAGGCCACGGCAUACGCCCUUCUAUCCUACAUAAGGUACAGUGGUGUUGUUCAAGAUCAAAUAGUGAAAUGGCUCAACACUAUGAGAACUUCAGAUGAAGCAUUUAUAUCAUCACAGGAUACAAUUGUGGCAAUGCAAGCUCUGAUUGAAUAUUCAUUUCGAACUCAUGUGAGAGACAUCACAGACAUGAAACUUACUGUUGAAUCCAGCUCCAAUGCAGGUCGAAUUCACUCAAUGGCCAUCUCCAAUGAUAAUCUGGCCCACGCAAAAAACAUACCAAUUGUACCUUUUGUUUGGGGUCAUGUAGAAGUUGUUGCAAAAGGAGCUGGAUUGUCAGUACUUCAGUUGGAUGUAGGAUACAAUGUGGAUAAAGACUUUCUUCUCAUCCAACCUCCUGUCCCAUCUUUUGAUUUGAAAGUUAAUACCUUUUAUCAUGGAAGAAACAAAUCUCAUAUGAAUAUCAAUAGCUGUGCCAGAUGGACAUAUGUGGAAGAGAGUAAAACAAGUGGAAUAGCAGUAAUGGAGAUCUCAAUUCCGACUGGUUAUUUUAUACAUAAACCAGAUAUGGACAAAUAUGUUUACAGCAGACAAGUGCCUAGGUUGCAGAGAGGAAGGGUUUAUCCCAAAUCUGCAGUUUUCAUGUUUGAUUAUCUAGACACAUCCUGGUUGUGUGUAAAUUUUACCAUACAGAGAUGGUAUCCUGUAGCAAAUUUGACAAGGUUCCUAAAAGCUAGAGUUUAUGAUUACUAUAUGCCAGAAAGGUAUAAAGAAACAGUGUAUGAAGAUUUUGACCUCUUUGUGCUCAACAUAUGCGAGGUUUGUGGAUCAUACCAGUGCCCUUAUUGUCCACAUUUCAGUUUUGCAACAAGACUUGAUAUGCAAUGGAUGGUUUUCGCUGGCCUUCUGAUGCUUGGAGUUUUGCUCAGGACCCAUCUUGCAACGUAAAAAUAUCGUUGAACAGUCACUUUUACAUAUCAAUGCAUUUCAGACUUUGUUGUAUCAUCUGACUCAUGCCAUCAUGUUCAUCUGUUGUAUGGACUGACUCGUGAGCUGUAUAAACUGAUGUCAGUAUAAUCGACUUGAACUACUUUUGUUCUUUCAUUUUUAAUAAAUUUAUUUGUUUUGUA